Molecule: messenger RNA, 6770 nt
Organism: Peromyscus leucopus (white-footed mouse)
Lineage: Eukaryota; Metazoa; Chordata; Mammalia; Rodentia; Cricetidae
Gene: Fosl2
Product: FOS like 2, AP-1 transcription factor subunit
Exons: 4
Coding region: 944-1918 (324 amino acids)
Biological process (GO): regulation of transcription by RNA polymerase II
Cellular component (GO): nucleus
Molecular function (GO): RNA polymerase II cis-regulatory region sequence-specific DNA binding; DNA-binding transcription factor activity, RNA polymerase II-specific
Source: RefSeq, a predicted model, not a curated record
UCCACAUGGUGCGGGGCUGGAGAAUAAAGAGUGUGGAGUUGAACUCGUGCCAUUGUAGUGACUCAUCUCGGGCAGAGCGCAGGGGCUCGGAGCGAGACAGCGAGCAGCGCUCGGCAGGGACAGAGAGAGAGAGAGAGAGCGCGCGAGAAAGAGGGGGAGAGAGAGAGAGAGAGAGAGGAGAGGGAGGGCGAAGCGAGGCGAGACGCGCGAGGCCGGCCCGUCCCGGAGCGGACACAGGGUGCAGGGCACUGCGGCGCCGAGCCACGUCCCUCGCAGCACCGCUCAGCCCGGAACCCCACGGGCACUGUCCCGCCGGCGCGAUCGGGGCCGCUGGACCGGCGCUUGCUGCCUUGUCCUAAGUCAAGUGUCCGAGUCGCCGGGAAACUCAGGCGGCGAGUUGGCCACAGGAAGUUUAUUCUCGGGCUCCUUUUCUAAAAGGAGGAAACAGAAGUUUCUCCCAACCGGCAGCUUUGCUUUUUCGCCUCUUUGGCGCCCUGUGAGAUCGGGGAGGGAGUCCCCCCAGAGCUGCCAAGCGACACCCGCUGGGCUCCUAGUCUUUUUUUUUUUUUGCGUUUGCCCAUUUUUUUUUUUUUCUCCAGCCCCUGGGUCCCGGCGGAGCUCCGGCUGCGCGCGGGGGCGGAAGGGCGCGCGCAGGGGAGGGACCGAGGGACGCGCCGACUUUUUUAGAGGGAGGGACCCGGUGGACAACCGGUUCCGCGGAGCUUGCAGAGCAGAAACGAAGUGCGGUGCGCGGCGAUCGGGGGGUCACUUCCCGAGCGUCGCCGCCUCCCCGUCUGCCUCGGUGAGGGGACAGCCCCCGGAGCCAAGAGCCCAGCCCGCGGCGGGGCCGGUGGAGCAGCGAGCGCGCAGCAGACUGUGCGCGGCCGCGGCGAGGGCGGGGAAGAAAACCACCCUGUUUCCUCUCCGGCCCCCACCGCGGAUCAUGUACCAGGAUUAUCCCGGGAACUUUGACACCUCGUCCCGGGGCAGCAGCGGCUCUCCUGCGCACGCCGAGUCCUACUCCAGCGGUGGCGGCGGCCAGCAGAAGUUCCGGGUAGAUAUGCCUGGCUCAGGCAGCGCCUUCAUCCCUACCAUCAAUGCCAUCACCACCAGCCAGGACCUGCAGUGGAUGGUACAGCCCACAGUGAUUACUUCCAUGUCCAACCCUUAUCCACGCUCACACCCCUACAGCCCCCUGCCGGGCCUGGCUUCUGUCCCUGGGCACAUGGCUCUCCCUAGACCCGGCGUGAUCAAGACCAUCGGUACCACUGUGGGCCGCAGGAGGAGAGAUGAGCAGCUGUCUCCCGAGGAAGAGGAGAAGCGUCGAAUCCGGAGGGAGAGGAACAAGCUGGCUGCCGCCAAGUGUCGGAACCGUCGCCGCGAGCUGACGGAGAAGCUGCAGGCGGAAACAGAGGAGCUGGAAGAGGAGAAGUCCGGUCUGCAGAAAGAGAUCGCUGAGCUACAGAAGGAGAAGGAAAAGCUGGAGUUCAUGUUGGUGGCGCACGGCCCUGUGUGCAAAAUCAGCCCCGAGGAGCGCCGGUCGCCCCCGACCUCCGGGCUGCAGCCCAUCCGUGGUACGGGCGGCGCUGUGGUGGUGAAGCAGGAGCCACUGGAAGAGGACAGCCCUUCUUCCUCAGCGGUAGGGAUGGACAAGACCCAGCGCUCUGUCAUCAAGCCCAUCAGCAUUGCUGGGGGUGGUUUCUAUGGGGAAGAGCCUCUGCACACUCCCAUCGUGGUGACCUCCACACCUGCCAUUACUCCAGGCACCUCAAACCUUGUCUUCACCUACCCCAGUGUCCUGGAGCAGGAGUCGCCUGCGUCACCCUCGGAGUCCUGCUCCAAGGCUCACCGCAGAAGCAGUAGCAGUGGGGACCAGUCGUCAGACUCCUUGAACUCCCCCACACUGCUGGCCCUGUAACCCUGUGCUCCUCUGGCCAGCUCUGGAGAAGUCGUCAUGAUCAUCGUCAUCAUCAUCAUCAUCCUCAUCCUCCUCAUCCUCCUCGUCACCCUUCCCGGAGACCAGUACCUUUAAAGCACUCCAGGGCCGUGAGGGCAAUAGGGGACCUUGGCUCUGGGGACCCGAUGGGAUUUAGUGGCAAGGCGCUGGUUGAUCUCUUGGAAGCCCUGGGACCCCCUUUCCCUCAUUCAUCUUGCAAGCAAAUCCUCUUCCUUGAGAAGCCGGAGGAGAACUUGGUUUGGUGGACUCAGACAUCCUCUCCUGCUUCUGCAGCAUCUGGAGCCCGGCCCCGGAUGGUUCCUGUCCCUUUGUGACUCUGUUGUCCCUGGAGUGAUGGUGUCCCUUUCCUGCCCCACCAAGCAUGCCCAGUGCCUUUCUGGUGUCCCCUGCCUCCCCCAGUCCCAGCUUCACUCCCUCUGGGUUUUUAAUGAGAUUUGCCAUGACAUUUCAUCUGGGUGGUCCGGAUAUUAAAGCGCUGUUAUUUCUGGAGCUGGGGGAGCAGGUGACUCUUCCACUGGGGUGGAUGUGUCCCGAAGGGGACAGUCAAAGUGCAAUAUUAUUGAACCUUCCCUCCCCACGCACCCCAGCGCACUGAUGACAUCACAGACCACCAGCGGCCUCCCUGAGUUCCACGGGUGAGGCCAUCACCGCUGGGAUGCACCGAGGACCUUUCCUCCCCAGCCUGGGAGAUGUCCAUCUCUUGGAGGAUCGGCCUGGCCAGAAGACAAGGGUGUAAGUGCGACAACCAGGGCACAGGUUGGGUUUGCCAAACGCCUAAUUACCAAGCCAGGAUUAGUGCCAACAAAGCCACGGGGCUGUCCUAGUGAGCUUCCCUUCGCCUGAUGUCUUGAGUGGAGCUUCUCUUGUAAUUACCGCCUCGCCAUUCUGACCUUGGACCCCUUCCCUCCAGACCAGGGAGGUACCCCUUCCCAGGAACCGCACAUCACUCCAAAGCCCCGCUGGGUUCUGCCCUUCCCCAUCUCUCAGGGUGACACCACUCAGAGAGUAUGUGGGCCUGGACCCCCCCCCCCCCCCCGAGUUUGACCCAAUGGUUUCUCUUCACACCUCAGGUGGAAGAGCUGGGGAGAGAUCUGGGGCUGUGGUAGGAAUGAUUUUGGCAGCAGCCCCAGGUACCUAGCCUUCCCUGGCUACUCUCCUAUCAGUGAGGUGCAGGACCCCCCACCCCCACCACCCCCUACCCCGCUCUGUUCUCAGUGGUCUCUCCCAUUGAUGGAUGAAUGCUUUUCCUUUGAUCCUUCUGUGGCCCACUCCAGAGUGACCCUCCUGACCCAGCAGGCCAGUCGGGAGUCACUGGGUCCGAGCCAGUCUUGCUAAGGCUUGGGGUGUCUUAUGCCGUUCCGGUCAAAGCUAGUGUGUAUUCCUUCCCACUGUUGAAAGAACCGUGCUUCUCAUGGGUGUCCUGGCCUCCAGCAAGAGCACACCCCCUGCCCCCGCAUCUCAGCCCUUCCUCCCUGCUGCGUGUUGACACAGGCAUGGGAAGUGGAGUCUGCUCAGAACCCGUCUCUAGUGCUAAUGCUCCGACCUCGCGUGUCCACUCUAAAGAGCCUAUCUAAACCCAUGUUAUUGGAAUCAUGGCCGGCGGUGGAAGUCUGAGUUUUGACAGGGAAAGGACAACAUCACGGACCUAUGCCUUUCUCAACCCAAGUUCACACGGGCCGGCCAUGAUUGAAUCCCAUGACCCACUUACAUGCAUGCAGAGUACACAGGAUCCAGGAGCCGUGUGGGAAGCCUGCAUGGUCCAUCAGAACUGAAAGUGAGGGGGGCAGAGGUUGGCUAGGUGGAGAGGGACCUGAAAGGAGAGGGGAUUUUUGUUCCAAAUAAUUUCGAUAUGCCCUUUCCCGUGUGCCCUGGCUCUAACUCUGCCAUUCUGGUCUCCCAGAGCCUCUGGGAGGUGGCUUCCUGGCCUCAGAGUCCUCCUAGAAACAGAAGACAGCCAAGAGUAGCAGGAGUUGGGUAAAUACCCGGGGGUGAUCUCAGUUGAGAAGCAUUUCUCAUCUCAAGCCAAGUGGGAGCGCUCCCUUCUUGUGCUCAUGGGUGUUUCUGAAACGAAGCUGCUUUUUUCCUUCUUUUAUUUCCAGAGCCCUUUUCUGCCCCGCCUUCCAUAACAUGGAUCCCAACACAGGUCACGGGCCUGUGGCUUGGUGCCCCAGUUGGACACUCCUGAGAACACCCCCCACCCCACCCCAAGUCUGUCUCUCAGUUCAGAUUUCAAGCUGUGUCAGCAUUCAGUGCUAGAAGGCACAGCCAACUAACCUGGGCCUCAGAAGCCUCUGAGGCCAUUUUCCCUUUUGACCUGCUUGCCUCGUCCCACAAGACUCCAUGGCGUUUCCAAAAGACAGAGAUUUCUUGGUGGGGGAGGAAGCUGAUUAUCCAUACCUAAACGGUGGGGGUAACUUCGGUUUGCUUCCUUCUGGCUCGUCACGUACACGUCACUCACACAUCUCUCUGCCUAUGCUCCAGAGUCAGGAGCCUGGCUUGCUGUCCUGCCUCUAGUUCAGGGAGCAGCUGCAGUGGGGGGGGGGGCAUGCGGGGGAGUGAGGGGGCCGUGCUUUGUGCUCAGGCAAGGUGUCAGAUCUCAUGUGUGUCCUCAGCUGGUGCGGACUUGGGCUGGGACUGUGAGCAGCUCUGGGUUGGCACAGGGCAGGCACUACCCCGAUCAGCUAGCAUGAAACACAGUCCCCAUGGCCACCCCAGCCUCUGGGAGAGCUGUCCUCCUUCUGUCUGGCUGUCUAGGGACCGCUGUGGCACAGGAAAGAGUGGAGCCCAGGUGAGGGGAGCUACUACCAAGCAGCCUUUCGGGGGUCAGAUUGCUGCUGUCACAGGAUGAGUGUGCCCAUGGUGGCCAGUCGUGGGAGCAUUUCGGAGCUAACCAUAAGCAAACCUGGCUCUUCCUCGGGCUCUGGGGAGAGAGAACCCAAGUCUGCAUCCGCUUGACUCCCAAGUGUGGAAGAGGGGGAGGCCAUGUGAAGCAUCUGGAUUCCUUUCUCCCCAUUUUCCUGACAGAGCAAGCGUGUCCCUGGAGAUAUCACCAUGUAUCUUUUCACAGGGACUUCCUUCCCCGAGCAGAUAUGGGUGUCCUGUGGCCUCUUAGGGAGGAAAGGAAUAAGCACCUACUGUGUGCCCAGGCACUACAAGGCACUUUUAUAUUUAUCCUCUUUUAAGAUGGAACUGAGUCAUCCCCUUCUAGAAGGUCCCAAGUAAUGGCUAAACAAACAAACAAACAAACAAAACACUUGGAGAGGAGAGGGCUUUCUUCAAAGACCCCAGGUGGGAGUGCCUUUACUCUGUCCACCCUAGGCUCCUCCCCCUCAGGCUCCCCUGGCCUGGCCUGUGCUCCUCGGGUGACUGAAGGGGCAACCUGAGUUCUCAUAGAGUUUGUGGACCAAUAGGACGUGUAGUGUGUAUGACUUUCUCUUUUUUUUAAAUGUAAGUAAGGGAGGGUGGUGCCUCGCCACAUUCUGCUUGGGUCAUCUUGACAUUCAUCUUCAAGCUAGCAUCUCACUAUUUAUUGACAGGGGCGUGUGAGUGUACGUGUGUGUGUGUGUGUGCAUUCGUAUCUCCACACGCGUGAGCGUGCGCUUCUAUCCUCCUGCCCCCCCCCCUUUUUUUUUUUAAAGAAGGAAACCAAUCGUCCCGCCGCUAAGGGGUGUCUUCUCACGCUUCUGGUGUUUUGGGCCUGGCCACGCCUCACCACAUGUUGGUAACGAUCCAGGGCCCCCCCGGCAACCUGUUCGGGAGGAGCUGGGUCACACUUUUGACAGAGGGUUUGGGAAGGGAAAGGGGAGAAGAAAUCGACAUUUAUUUUAUUAUUUAUUUUAAAUGUUUACAUCUUCUGUGUGUGUUCCAAGCCUGAAUAGAAACCGAUAGCAUUAAAGUACCCCCCCCCCCCGCCCCCCACCCCCCUCCCCCCUCCUUUUUUCUAACUUAGGAUAAUGAUGCUUUAUUUUGUUUGUCUGUUUCUAAAGUGACUUGUGGACUCGUGCUGUAUAAACUGUAUUAAAAGGUUCUGUUUAUAAAGACUGAUUGUCAUUCCUCUGGGGACAGUGGCUGCUAAGGAAAUCUCACAUUGUAAGAAAACACAAUGAAAGACCCUGGCCCUGUCUCUCAAAACUUAACUUUCUCUGUAUGAUUAAAAAAAAAAAAAAAAUAUUCCAUUUAUUUUACUUCGUGGUUACUUGAUUUUUGAGGGAGAAAAUAUUCAACUUUGUAUAAAGACUAGGUAUCAGGGUUUCUUUUGCUGUGGGAGGUGUAUAUAUCGUAUUUUGGUAUAUCGUGGAAACUCGAGCUUUGUGCAUCUGUAUUUGGGAUAUGUCAAUGACGUGACGUGAAAUCCGCUAUAGACCCUGGAGGCAAAUGAGUUGUACAAGGUUUUAUGGCUCUGCGCGCGCGGGGGGAAUGUUAAUGAUUUUUCUGGGCACCUUUUGUCCCCUGUUUUUAAAGUCCUGGUGAAAUGGCCCUGUAGGAGGGCCUCUCUGGUCGGACUCUCCCGGCAGGACCGUAUGCUCACAAAUCUUUGUAUAGUUUUAAAAAUUGAGGAGUAUCCCUGCUCGGAAGCCAUCUCUGGUUGGUGUGUGUUGUGUUGUUCUGUGUACUGUACGUGACACAAGCCUACAGUAUUUGCACUAAGAAAAGCUUGUUGGGAGAAGCUUGCUGCUAUGGAGGAAAGAACAUAUUAAAACUUGUUUCCCCCUGGGGUUUAUUUUUGUUUUAUGUUUCUGUUGUUGUUGUUGUUGUUCGCUUUCCCACUUUCCACUGAGUAGCAUUUUGUAGAAUAAAAUGAAUUAAGAUCAAA